GUGGGGAAGCGGUGGAUCCCGGCACGAUGUGGAUGAUCGGUGUGGCCGCCGCUCUGCUUGUUUGUAGCGGCGCGCUGCCCGUCCCCGGCACACUGCGGCGACAAAAACGGGACUGGCUGCAGAAGCUGAACUUUCAUUCUCCGGCGCCAAGGGAUGAGAGGCAUUUGCAGCCUUUGACUAGUGGUCUGUUCCUGUCAAAUGUUCCUAUGUUCCGGCACCGUGCCGAGGAAGAGUCGGGUCCGGUGAACCCUCUCCGCUGCGGUGUCCCCGACCCACCCCCAGUGAAGUCUGGCCGCAGCUGGCGUGGUGAUGCCACACGGAAGCGGCGUUUUGUCAUUUCAGGAGGAAGAUGGAAGAAAACUGAUCUGACCUACAAAAUUGUACGGUUUCCUUGGCAACUGAGUCAAGUGAAAGUAAGGCAUACAAUUGCUGAAGCAGUGAGGGUGUGGAGCGACGUCACCCCCCUAACAUUCACGGAGGUGCAGGAUGCACAUGCUGAUAUUAUCAUUGACUUCACCAGGUACUGGCAUGGAGAUAAUCUGCCGUUUGAUGGCCCAGGUGGGGUUCUGGCACAUGCUUUCUACCCUCAGACUCCUCAGCAGGGAGACAUUCACUUCGACUAUGAGGAGCUGUGGACCACCGACAAUGACAGGGGUAUUGAUCUCCUACAUGUGGCAGCUCAUGAGUUUGGCCACGUCCUCGGCCUGCAACACUCACAAGUUCCAAAGUCUUUGAUGGCACCUUUCUACACUUUCCGUUACCCACUCCGCCUGGCAGAGGACGACAGACAAGGGAUACAGUACUUGUAUGGCCAGUCUCGCCACAAGGGAGGCAGCUUUUCCAAUCAGGACACGGAAGUGAAUGAGUUGCCCAGCCAUGGCUCUCCAAGAAAAGAGCCGGAUGCCUGCGAGACAGACUUCGAUGCAGUCUCAAUGAUCCGCGGGGAGCUCUUCUUUUUUAAAUCUAAGUAUGUUUGGAGGUUGAGGAACAGACAGCUUCAGCCUGGCUACCCAGCCCUGGCCUCCCAGCACUGGUGGGACUUCCCAGACCACAUUGAUGCCGGCUUUGAGGACACCAGUGGCAACUUCUGGAUUUUUCAAGGUUCCAGUUACUGGAUCUUUGACGGAGAACAGAGAGUAUUGGGACCCAAGCCGAUCUCUGACCUGGGUCUUCCUGUGGCAGAGGUGCACGCUGCUUUGAUGUGGGGUCUGGAGCAGAAUAAGAUAUACCUCUUUAAAGGAAAUGAUUAUUGGCAGUUCAUUGUGAACAGGAACACUGUGGAAAGUGUUUACCCACGCAGCACCAGUGAGUGGCAAGGACUCCCUCCCAACGUCGAUGGGGCUUUCCAGGAUGAGUACGCCACUAGUAGAGAACCAUUUCCCAAAAUGGAAGGAAAUCCAGAUGUAGCAACCUCUCUAACUUCAGAUGACGAAGGUUAUGCUUACUUUCUCCGUGGAAGGGAUUACUGGAAGUUUGACCCUGUUCAACUGAAGAUACAAGAACAUCAUCCAAGGGGGAUUGGCCAAGACUUUUUUGGAUGUGCUUCCUCACCAACAUAGUCAUAUCUGUGAAGCUCUGCUUUAAAACUUCCAGAUCUGCUCUUGGUGAUUGUUCUGAUUCUGACUGUGAACUUCCCGUUUAACCCUUCACUUUGGAUAUUUCCAUUCCCGCUUACUUUUUUGGUUUUUUUUGUGGACUGAUCUAGAGUUGGAUGGAGCAUCGUGAUAGAAGCUGGAAGGAGGAUUCUGCACAACUGUGUGUUGGAAUGAGAGCUCCACCUCUCCUCCAUUCGUCAUAGUACACAUCCAGUGUUCUGGGAGAUUUCACCUACCCACCGGGACAGACCAACUAUACUAACUGCACCCCCCACCCACAACCCCCCCUCCCCCAUGGCAGCACAUUGCAUGUCACAUGUACACCAGGCAGCAUAGAGAAAGGUCUUCAGUCCGUGUAGACUAGGCUCUCCACCAAGCUCCCAUUUUAUUCUCCCUAUGUCCAAUUAACUACCACUUACAUUCACACUGAGGGCAAUUUAUAUUAGUGAAUAAACCUCACAACCUACAUAAUUUUGGAGAAAGAAGAGACACUGCAAAUGCUGGGAAACAGGAGCAACACACACAAAAUGUUGGAGGAACUCAGUCCUAAUGAAUGGUCUCAACCCAAACGUAGACUGUUCAUUUCCCUCCACAGAUGCUGUCUGACCUGCUGAGUUUCUCCUGCACUUCGUGUACUGGUGCACAUUUUUGGGAUGUGGGAUGAAACUAGAAUUUCUGAAGGAAGCCCACAUAGCUACAGGCAGAACUUGCAAGCUCUAUACUGACAGCUCCAGCUUUGAUCCUGAUCCAUGCUUUGAGGUAGAAACCACUAACAGGACAUCAUUUUGGUUCUAGAUUAAUAUUGGUGAAGGAGGAAUACUGCUUGGAAGCAAUCCAUCUCGGUCGUACUGGAAGAGCUGACACAGGAAUGAUGAGAGGAAUGUAUAAAAAGGAUAAUAAAGGAAUGAUGA
Molecule: messenger RNA, 2506 nt
Organism: Mobula hypostoma (lesser devil ray)
Lineage: Eukaryota; Metazoa; Chordata; Chondrichthyes; Myliobatiformes; Myliobatidae
Gene: mmp11a
Product: matrix metallopeptidase 11a
Exons: 9
Coding region: 27-1559 (510 amino acids)
Biological process (GO): collagen catabolic process; proteolysis; extracellular matrix organization
Cellular component (GO): extracellular matrix
Molecular function (GO): zinc ion binding; metalloendopeptidase activity
Source: RefSeq, a predicted model, not a curated record